Messenger RNA from Ipomoea nil (Japanese morning glory), 1813 nucleotides. Its product is annotated as ultraviolet-B receptor UVR8. Lineage: Eukaryota; Viridiplantae; Streptophyta; Magnoliopsida; Solanales; Convolvulaceae. The transcript is spliced from 8 exons. The record is from RefSeq and is a predicted model, not a curated record. Bases 242 to 1663 code for a protein of 473 amino acids.
AGUAUCUAUCUGUUAUUUCUACGUUGGUGCGCGCUGCAACCGCAGAGCUUGCUUCUUGUUCCCUCCCAAAAUCUUCGGAGCUCAACUAUUCACGCCAAAUCCCCAGAAAAUUACUCUCUUCCGUUCCCCUCUCAGAUUCAAUCCUUCAGUUCGCUUACAUUUCCCGGGCAAGAAUCGAUCAAGAUCAGUCGCGUUGGAUUUAGGUUGAAUUUGAGGUUCCGAAAAUUGGAAAAAAAAAAAAAUGGAUAUUGCCGAAAUAUUCGGGGAGUCUAGGACGACGAGUCUUCCGACCAAGAGCGCGAUCUACGUGUGGGGCUACAACAAAUCGGGCCAAACGGGUCGGAAGGGCAAGGAGAGGAGCUUGCGGAUUCCCAGGCAGCUGCCGUCCGACCUAUUCGGGUGCCCGGCGGCUGGCGGGAAUUCGCGGUGGUUGGAUAUCGCUUGUGGCCGCGAACACACAGCCGCCGUCGCCUCCGACGGGUCUCUCUUUACCUGGGGGACUAAUGAAUUUGGCCAGUUGGGUGAUGGAACGGAAGAGGGUAGGAAACACCCAACCAAAGUGAAGCAAUUGCAGUCUGAAUUUGUUUUGUCUGUUUCCUGUGGAGCACACUGCACCGCUGCUAUUGCAGAGCCUCGUGAGAAUGAUGGGUCCAUGUCAACUAGGAGACUCUGGGUCUGGGGACAAAACCAGGGGUCCAAUCAUCCACGUCUAUUUUGGGGUGCCUUUUCUCCUGAUGUGAUUAUUCGCCAAGUUUCAUGUGGGGCUGUUCAUGUUGUGGCUCUAUCAGAAGAUGGUGUACUACAAGCAUGGGGCUAUAAUGAAUAUGGUCAGCUUGGCAGAGGUGUUACAAGUGAAGGCCUUCAAGGCCCUCGUGUGAUUAGUGGGUAUGCUAAAUUUCUCGAUGAUGCCCCUGAGGUUGUGAAGAUUACUCAAGUGUCAUGUGGGGAGUACCACUCAGCAGCUAUAUCAGAAGAAGGCGAGGUCUACACUUGGGGACUAGGAAGUAUGGGCCAGCUUGGGCAUUGUUCCCUCCAGUCUAGUGAUAAGGAACUUCUACCUAGGCGUGUGGUUUCCCUUGAUAGCGUAUUCGUCAAGGACAUUGCAUGCGGUGGUAUGCACACAUGUGCUCUGACCACUAAAGGAGCUCUUUAUACCUGGGGUGGAGGUCAAGUUGGGCAAUUGGGCCUUGGGCCCGUAUCGGGAUCUUUCUCUUGCAAACUCAAUGAAUCAGAUGUGAUGCUUAGAAAUAUACCUAUUCUGGUUAUCCCAGCUGGUGUGCAACUUGUCACCUGUGGACAUUCUCACACUUUAAUUUCUACCAAGGAUGGAAGAAUUCAUGGAUGGGGUUACAAUAGCUAUGGUCAAGCGGCUAAUGAGAAAUCCACAUAUGCUUGGUAUCCUUCGCCAGUUGAUUGGUGUGUUGGAGAAGUCAGGAAGCUGGCAGCUGGUGGCGGCCAUUCUGCAGUAUUGACGGAUGCAUGUUCCUUGAAGGAGUUAUGCGAGUUUCGACUUGCUGAAAGUGUCACUCCUGCUAAUGCUUCUGAAAUUGAGGAUGUUGCUUCAAGAACAGGGUCUGAUGCAUUAGCUCGGCUCUGUGAAAGAUUAAGGGAGCAAAUGCUUGAUGGGGAUGAUCUGAGCUACAAUGGCGAUGAGUUUGAUUGAUCUAUGAAACCAGACAUAGUAGAAGUGUAAUAUAUCAUUCAUGAAGUGUAUUACUAUCAAUUGUAUCUACCUGACUUGGGGAUAUUCUUGCUGUAAUCCUACUAAACUGUAUUAUUUUAGAAAAGUGAAAAUUUGUGGAUUUAAGCUCAA